CAUCCCUGAAUCACAAACACCCAGAGCCCAGUACUGCAGAACUCCAGGUUGGCUUCUGGUCAUGGCCCGCCCUGGUUGCCUGCCUCUGCUUCUGAUGGGAACCUUCUUGGCAGUGUUUCAGCCAAUCCUGACCCAGCCUGAUGCAUUCCUGGUCUUCCCGGGUCAGGAAGCUCAACUCAGCUGCACCAUCAAUUCCCAGCACGCCACGGUUGGAGGCACUGGGGUGUCGUGGUAUCAGCAGCAGCCAGGAGGUGCCCCGCAUCUUCUAUACUACUACUCAGAAGAGGAACACUACCGACCCGUCGACAUCCCUGACAGAUUCUCAGCUUCGGUGGACGUGGCCCACAACGCCUGGGUACUCACUAUCAGCCCGGUGCUGCCGGAGGAUGACGCCGAUUACUUCUGCUCCAUCGCCCACUUCUCUGAACCCUAGGGCUGGGUUGAAUGUCUUCUGUCUCCCAUGUCUGCCUCCUGACCUUGAGUCUCCUCUUUUUUCUCUACGUCUUGCUUUCCUUCCUCUGCAAAGUCAGUUAAUAACAUCCGACGGGUCAACCACGGUCCCAGGACCGUGAGAUCCUGGGUUUAAAAAAAAAAAAAAGCCAAAUCUGUGGACCUGGAGGUUGGGAUUCUGAUCAUUGUCUAAAGCGGAAACACCUGACACCCUUAGGGGACAGGCCUGCCUUGUCUCUAUCUGUCCCUUAGGGGUUUAGCUUCUCUCUUGGCCUUCCAGUGACCUGAAGGUAGAGGAACAGGAACCAACAUUUGCCGUCCCCCAGUUCUGCACGACUGAUUGUGGUCCAACGCUCAUAGUUCUUGGUUGUUGGGUCUCCAUGAAGUUCAUGCUGAUGGGGAGGGGAGGGGAGGGGAGGGGAGGGGAGGGGAGGGGAGCCCCUGUCUCUUUUCUGAAGUCUUUGGGCAGGUUCCCAAUGAUCUUGACAGGUGUUCUCGGAAGGGCCCCUACAGUCAGAAAUGAGGAUACUGAAAGAAGGUAGUAGAUUAUGAAGCACCCUCCCCCCCCCCAGACAGUAUGUUCUACUGAUUUCCUGGGGGAAGCUUUCCCACAGACGGGUAUAACCACACCCGAGCACUCACGGGCCAAGGGGUGCCACGAUUGGCUGCGGGGCAAACUUUGCUGUUAGAAGCAGAAUCGAGUGGGACUGGAACUUUCUAAAACAUCCCUGACCCAGUGUGGUGGCACACCGCCUUUUUACCCCAACACUCACAGAGGCAGAGCCCGGUAGAUCUCUGGGAGUUCAAGGUCAGCCUGGUCUGCUUGGGGAGUUCCCUACAGCCAAGGAUAAAUACAGAGUGAGCCCUUGUCUCAAACCAAAAUAAAAUUCCUGGGCUAGCA
Messenger RNA from Apodemus sylvaticus (European woodmouse), 1351 nucleotides. RefSeq names its product V-set pre-B cell surrogate light chain 3 (gene Vpreb3). NCBI's taxonomy places the organism in Eukaryota, Metazoa, Chordata, Mammalia, Rodentia, Muridae. The transcript is spliced from 2 exons. The record is from RefSeq and is a predicted model, not a curated record. The coding region runs from base 62 to 433 and encodes 123 amino acids. Gene Ontology annotation, biological process: immune response; immunoglobulin production.